This is a messenger RNA of Kogia breviceps (pygmy sperm whale), 862 nucleotides long. NCBI's taxonomy places the organism in Eukaryota, Metazoa, Chordata, Mammalia, Artiodactyla, Physeteridae. The record is from RefSeq and is a predicted model, not a curated record.
UUUUUCUCUUCUUCUUCUGUGGAUGGGGACAAGGUAGAUUUCAAUACAUUCCGAGGCAGGGCAGUGCUGAUUGAGAACGUGGCCUCGCUCUGAGGCACAACCACCCGGGACUUCACCCAACUCAACGAGCUGCAAUGCCGCUUUCCCAGGCGCCUGGUGGUUCUUGGCUUCCCUUGCAACCAAUUUGGACAUCAGGAGAACUGUCAGAAUGAGGAGAUCCUGAAUAGCCUCAAGCAUGUCCGCCCUGGGGGUGGAUUCCAGCCCACCUUUACCCUUAUCCAAAAGUGUGAUGUGAAUGGUCAGAAUGAGCAUCCUGUCUUCACCUACCUGAAGGAUAAGCUCCCCUACCCUUACGACGACCCGUUUUCCCUCAUGACCGAUCCCAAGUUCAUCAUUUGGAGCCCUGUGCACCGCUCAGACGUGUCUUGGAACUUUGAGAAGUUCCUCAUCGGGCCAGAGGGGGAGCCCUUCCGACGCUACAGCCGCACCUUCCCGACCAUCAACAUCGAGCCCGACAUCAAGCGCCUCCUCAAAGUUGCCAUAUAAACACCAGCAGAUCUCCUACUUCCUCCUGCCCCUGAGUGUCCUUCCUGAGCAUUCAGUGUGCCCUCAGGAGACUCUGCUGGGCCCAGGCUUUCCCUUCAGAUCAGUUCCCUUCAUUGAAGAGCCUUGCCUUUCUGGUCUGCCUGUUUCCUUUCCUUCCCCCCAAACUUCUGGUUGGUGAUUCAACCUGGGGCUCCAAGGGUGGGCUCUGAGCCUUCACAGAAUGAUGGCACCUUCCUAAAUCUGUAUGGGAGGUGUCUGAGAAGUGUGAGGGUCCGGAGCCAGCCUGCUGGCUGAGUCCAAUAAAGGGCAGGUGUGG